UGGCAAGGUGCGUGUGGCCUCCGCCCGGCCUGGAGGAAAAGCUGCCAGCCGCGACACGUACCUCAGCUCCCCUCCCUCGACUAGCAGGGCCUUCGGUUCUCUGGCACCACGACAGGGCCGCGCCCGACAGCCCACGGCGCCUAAGUCGUCGGCUGCGGCGGGAGAGUGAGCCCGUCCCACCUGAGGCCCAGUCAGCUCGAGCCCGUCGCCUCGGUAGAUUAAGAACGUUUCGCGUCCAGAGAUUCGGUCGAAGCACCCCGCGACCCCUCCGCCGCGGCGGACAAGGAGCCCGCGCACCGCCGAGGCGGCUGGAGGAGUCCGAAUUCCGCGGGACCGCCCGGUCCGGAGACUCGGCCGUUGCGUCCCUGAGCCCCGCGCAAGUGCGCUACCGCAGACCCGUCUGGCUGAGAAGAAACCAGAAAAGUCGUAGCUCCGGCGCCCGAGGGCUGGUCGUGGUCUGCUGUCGGAGCCGUAGCGCUUUUCGCUGACGGGCAGCUGCCGCAGCCAAUAGCUGGGCUCGUCGCUCUCUCGCCCCGCCUCCCCCCGCGUCCGUUGACCGCAGCGUGCGAUUCAAGCCAGCCUUUGGUUGAGUGUUGGGCUCCUUCCCGAGAGGCAGGGGGCUUCUCCUGGUCUGGCCGGCCGCGAUCCCCCAAACCCUCUGCCCCUCCUGUGCGUCUCCACAGCCAACCAGACUGGACAUUAACACACCCUCCCUCGCCCUCAGGAGUGGCCGGCUAGGGGCUCCUGCCCUUAGGAUCCCUUGGAAUGACGAGUGUUUGUGGAGUUUGUCCCGAUGAGGAGGGCCCAAGAAGACUUGGGAACUUGUGCGGAAAAUGUCGCUUUAAGUGCCUUAAGGUGUUUUUAGUCCCCUGGGGUAUUGAUUAGUGUCCAUAGUUGGUACUGAUGUUGGUCAGCGGGAAAGGAACGUGAGGACUCAUGACCAGUAUAUCUCAUUUAGUCUUGUUUACUUCAGGAGUUCUCUAUUUCAUCAGGUUUUUUUAUUUUUUUAGUUUUAAUCCUAGGUGAUUCUGAUGCAAACCAUUGACACAGAUAGAAAAUUACGAGCUGUGAUUUUCCAAACUCAUAACCCUCUCUGUGAACUGAUUUUCUAUGAUUCUGUUUUCCUCUUGAGUAUUGGUGGGCACUGGCUGAUGGAACUCCAUUUUCACCCUUCAUCUUUUCAAAGUGCACAUGCUGAUAUUAAAGCUGUCCAGGGUGUCUUAGGGACAUUUGUAUUCACAGGGCCUUUAAAAGCUAGCCAGAGCAGAUCGUUUCAACUGCAGUUCCCUUUUUCAGGGCUGAGGGAGCAUGAGCCAUUUGCAGAACUUGCUGUUAGAUACACUCCUGGGAACAAAGCAUGUAGACGGUGCAGCCCUCAUCAAACUCCAGGAGCAGAGCCUAUGUGUAGCAUCACCUGGAUUUAGUGUAAUGCCCAGUGAUGUCCAAACACUUGUGAAUGGAUUUGCCAAGAACCCUUUGAGAACCAGAAGAGAAGGAUUGUAUUUCAAGGAGAAGGACUACAAAUGUGUCCGGGCAGACGACUAUUCUCUUUAUGCUAAGAGUGAAAACACUGGUGUGGUUGUUGUGAAGACCCAGCUGUAUCUUCUGGUGGCAACUUACACUGAGGGCAUGUAUCCUAGUGUCUGUGUGGAAGCCACAGAGAAAUUGGGAGAAUAUCUAAGAAGAAAAGGAAAUUAAGUCAUCAGAGGACUAUGAAAGACAGCUUUUAUGAUUUUAGAAGAAAACUAUAGAUCCUAAAGAAAAAGUAAUACCUUGUAUUGUGGUUGAAAAAUACUAGGCAGAAGAUACUGAAAAGGAAGAAUGAGUUAAGGAAGCAAUUUUUCUUAUUUCAAGAGAUCCUCUUCUUUAAUUGGAAUUACUUAGUCCACUUUAUUUGUUCCUUUUUUUUUUUUUUUUUUUUUUUUUUUUUUUUUUAGUGUUUGUCAUUGGCAUGAAUAUGAGGCAUUGAUAGUUUCACAGGGCGUAUCUGUUGAGAGACUCCUCCAUGAGUCUCUGUAUUCCCACACAUCUUGUUGGGUAUGCCAAGAAUACAAGGCCCUAACCACUCUUCAUGCAGACCAUUUCAGGGUUAUGUUGCAGGAAGCAACCUUGAAAAAUGAACUGAUGUCUCCCUUCAGAACCAAGAGCAAGCUUGCUUACUGCUCGCUCUGAAAGAGGUAGAUUCCCUGAACUCAGUGUUCCUGUCCUAGAAUGCAGCUCACUGCAUGUGUGGCA
Molecule: messenger RNA, 2235 nt
Organism: Kogia breviceps (pygmy sperm whale)
Lineage: Eukaryota; Metazoa; Chordata; Mammalia; Artiodactyla; Physeteridae
Source: RefSeq, a predicted model, not a curated record